Messenger RNA from Glycine soja, 701 nucleotides. Its product is annotated as protein RADIALIS-like 6. The transcript is spliced from 2 exons. NCBI's taxonomy places the organism in Eukaryota, Viridiplantae, Streptophyta, Magnoliopsida, Fabales, Fabaceae. Gene Ontology annotation, molecular function: DNA-binding transcription factor activity. The record is from RefSeq and is a predicted model, not a curated record. The coding region runs from base 205 to 462 and encodes 85 amino acids.
ACCAUUUUGCGAGGGAAGAGAAUCAUAUCAUAUCUUGUUGAAUCCAUAAAAACUAUUCGCCAACUUGCACAACCCCCAUUUUAUGACUUGACUCACUCUUAUUUAAGGAGCUAGACUCACACUCUCACUCUCACUCUCACUAUCUUUUGUUCUUUUUGUGAUACUUGCUUGUGUGUUCACUAAUUACAUAUUUAGGUACAUAGCAUGGGUUGGACACGAGAAGAGAAUAGACGUUUUGAGGAUGCUCUUGCGGUUCAUGGGCCUGAUGACCCAAAUCGGUGGCAACAUGUGGCCAACGCCGUGGGUGGAAAGUCCGUACAAGAGGUGAAAAUGCACUAUGAGAUCCUCCAGGAAGAUGUCAUUCGAAUAGAGCGUGAUCAAAUCCCACUUCCCAGCUACAGAGGUAACGAAAGGCAGAUUCACAAUGAGCAAAGGCGAAUGAGGGAUCUAAGUCUCCGAUGAGGCAAAGACUAUUCGAACUGUGGAGUUGCUAGUUUCGACAAAAGCAUGUGCCAUUAUGUUAGUAUGUCCCCUUAUAUUCACCCAAUUGUAAUUUGCAAGAAAUAUCAUGUAAUGUAACUUUGCCAAAUAAAAAAUAAAAAAUAGUGUGUAGUACUGUGCUGGCAUCAUCGAUCCUAGACAAUUAUCAAUGUAACUUCUCAAAGUUUAAUUUAAUGAUUAAACACUUGUUCGUCGUUUUA